Molecule: messenger RNA, 693 nt
Organism: Lentinula edodes (shiitake mushroom)
Lineage: Eukaryota; Fungi; Basidiomycota; Agaricomycetes; Agaricales; Omphalotaceae
Product: GNAT domain-containing protein
Exons: 4
Coding region: 1-693 (230 amino acids)
Biological process (GO): protein acetylation
Molecular function (GO): N-acetyltransferase activity
Source: RefSeq, a predicted model, not a curated record
AUGCUCUGCAACAAGAACACAGUGCUUGUCGGCAAAAAAAUCCUUCUAGUUCCAUAUCGAAUCGAACACGUUGCUAAAUAUCAUGCUUGGAUGGAAAAUGAAGAGCUCCGAACUUUGACUGCGAGUGAACCUCUGACACUGGACCAAGAAUAUGACAUGCAACAAAAAUGGCAGAUGGACGAGGAUAAGCUGACAUUCAUCAUCUUGGCCCGUGAAGGCGAUGCCUUCAUCCCGGAUACUGUCAAUCCCACAGAUUCCCAAGUCUCAUCCCUUCCCAUGGUAGGAGAUGUCAAUAUAUUUUUCUCUGGAACCCCGCUUUCCGUAUCCGAAUCAACCAAUAGUCCGCCCUUCGAUGAUGGUCAGGAGUUUACUGCGGAAGCAGAGAUCAUGAUUGCGGAGCCCUUGUAUCGUAGAAGGGGAUAUGCUCAGGAGGCACUACGACUCAUGUUCCAAUAUGUAACAGGUUGCCCAACAUCAUAUUUCAUCCAGAAUCCUCGGGUGGAGACAUCGCAGGGAGAAGACACUCGUCAAGUUUCAGUAAAACUGCCACAUAGCAUCCCUCCCACCUCUUUGAUAACGCGUAUUUCGGAUAAAAACACUCCAAGCAUCAAGUUGUUUGAGAGAUUAGGCUUUCGAAUGACCAAACACGUCGAAGCCUUUGAAGAGGUAGAGUUGAGGUGGAACGCGCUAUAA